CAAGAUAUAAGCGCGGAACCUUAUGAAGGAAGUUGUGUUACUCCAGAAUAUUUCACAUCAUGGCUUCUUCGUUUAAUAGUUAAUAAAAAAAAGAGAGCCAGUUUUAUGGAGCGGGCACUCUUAAAAUAUUAUACAGAUUUACAUGUAUUUUUCCAGUGACACAUCGUGUGUUGUUUAUUCGUAAGUAGAAAACAGGUGACGCUGUGGUAGCUUUAGCACAGGGGAAGAACAAGAAGCAGCCCACACCAUAACAACAACGUGGUUUUAUAGAAGCUACUGCUGCUUGCUGACUUUAUUUACAAUGAAGCAACAGCCCGAAAACCAGCAGCAGCCCUCUCUCUAUUUAGAUGUUUGCUGUCAAAACGAGGAGCCGCGCCUUCCCCUGCACACCUCCAUCGUCCUGUUCCUCCUUUCCUACUGCGAGUGCAAGUUUUUUAAAGUUUACCUGGUCUUCAAGAAACCCAGCAGCUCCGAGUCUCUGAGAAGUCAGCUGCCAGAGCAUCUGGACUCCUCUGAUGUUCAGUCAGAGGCUCUGCCUCAGCUGGUGAGGGACUGUCGCCUCCCUGCUGUUUUGGAUGAGACUGGGCAGCUCUGCAGGGCAGGAUUGGCAGUGGUCCUUAGACAUAUUAUCAACAAAACCAUCGAGGCUGACCCCUCCAGAAAUGAUGUACUGGCUCUGCUGGGUUUCAAGAAGACUUGUCUGAAAGCCUGUGCCGAGGUGAGCCGGUGGACUAGAUUGUGUGAAAUUGAAAUCCCCUCUGCUGUUGAAGAACACCUCCAGAAUCCCGCAAAUGAUGAUCAGCAGGUGCCCCUCUCCAUUCUCACCCUUGAGCGAAGGCUCGCAGAGCCUGUCAGAGUCCACAACGAUGACAAAAUACGAAGGCGGAAACUCCAGGAGCAGAGACGCGAAGAGUCUGCUGAAACCCAAGAGAACCUGGACUCCGAGUCUGGGCUUGGACAGUCGUCUCAGGCCUGUGAUGGACUUGAGCUCAGAGCAGCUUUGGCCAAACUGUCUGUGGAUUCAGUACCAGCUUUAACCACCAGAGAGAACUCUGAGAUCAGGAAAGUGAAGACUGCAGAUUUGCCUCCGUUGGAGCAUGUGUUUGCUGAGGGACUGUACUUCACUCUGACUGAUGUGGUGCUGCUCCCGUGCAUUUAUCAGUAUCUGUGUUCCCUCCAAGCCCAUGCUGCCGCCACUCUACAUCAUCUCCCCCACCUACUACGCUGGUACGGCCGUGUCCAGGAGGUACCGGGGGUGCUUCGGGCAGCCAACGCUUGUGGGCUACUUCUGUCCAUACCACAGGCUCCCACGUCUGGACUCCCAAUUCUCUCAGCAGAGGACAACAAACACAGUCUACCGGUGGAAGAGGAAGAAGGCCGGGAGAUGGCCCCAGAGGUUCCUUUUGUCGGCGGCCCAAGGCCCACAAUGACUAAACUCAAAGAAAAUGGCAUCGAGGCAGUCUUCACUCCUCAUCCUUGCCCUUCCUGGACCCUCCCAUGGGAAAGCUUACCAGGAGCGAUCAACCCUACUGAAGGGAAAAUGUCAAAUAUCCGUGCAGUCAGGAAGAUGCAACAGCUGAAUAACUUGGUUGCCAGGGUUACAGAGCUCGCCAGGCCAGGAUACACCAUCGUGGAUUUCUGCAGCGGAACGGGCCACGUAGGGAUUGUUCUUGCUCACACACUUCCAGACUGCCAGGUCAUCCUCAUAGAGAACAAAGAAGAGUCCUUGGUCAGGGCUCAGAGUCGCAGUGCUGAGCUCGGUCUGAAAAAUAUUGGCUUCAUUCAGGCCAAUCUGGAUUACUUCACUGGACCUUUUCACAUCGGGGUCGCCCUUCAUGCAUGUGGCGUUGCAACAGAUAUGGUAAUGGAGCAUUGCAUCCAUGCCGGAGCCGCCUUUGUUAUUAGUCCUUGCUGCUACGGCUUCAUCCAGAAUGCUGUGAAGUUCAGCUUCCCCAAGAGCAAAAGGUUCCAAGAUACUCUCACAUCUAAGGAACACAUGAUCCUCUGUCGCUUCGCAGACCAGACGGCUGUCCAGCUUCCGCCAGACAGGAGACUCAUUGGUAAACAGUGUAUGGGCUUGGUAGACUUGGAUCGGUCAUGGGCAGCAGAGACUCAUGGGUAUUCGGUUCGAGUAAUGACUAUGGAGCCUGAAAGCUGCUCACCAAAGAACAACAUGCUGGUGGGAAGGCCGCUGCAGAAGAGUGGACUGGAAGUCACCGCUGGCCGACUGGAAGAGGCAGUGCAUAAUUAGCGCUUGAUUCUCUGGUGUACAGCAGAACGUCUUUAGCAUUGUCAGGGUUUGAUAAACUAUCCGGCUUCUGGCUGUAUCACGAAUGUUUUUUUCAACCACCCUCAACAAUUUACUUUAUUUAUGUUUUUUUACAAGCUCAGUUUUAACUGCAGAAAAUACAUGUUUAUUGUUUCUGUACUGUCAAAGGUCAUCUUAAAGUUUCUUUCAGGCUAAACGUUAAAGCAACCAUGCCAUUAAACCCCACCCCCCCGAGAGUUACACACUUUAGUUAAAGAGCCCUGAUCAUCUGCCGCUUAGAUGCAGCAAAAGUGCUCAAGCCUCUCCCCGACUGCAGUGCUAUGUUUUAUCUUUGCCUAAACUGCGUGACUCAAGCUGUCAGCGCACACAGAACCAGCAGGACUUGGCACACCCAUAUUGUGAAUGAAGUAUGACAUACGUCCUCAUGCUGUUUUUGCAAAUAGUCUGUAUACAGCCUUCUGGGAUAGCGCUCAGCAGUCAGCUACUUCUGAUUAACACAAGAAAUUCAAUGCUAACAGCUCGUGCGCAUUUAAAGACGAGGUGAGGAAUCGCCUCGCUGUCAUCUCACCUACGUUUCUUCUGUUUGUUGUUUUCUUUUUUCUUGCGAGAGACAGUCAGAGGUGGAUUUAAACUCGAGUCACAUCGGGUAAUAUACAGUGUGGCAUUUGUCAUGGUUCUACAGAGGAACCUGAUUAUUCCUCAUAAAAAAGCAAUGCGAGUAUGGUAUGCAUUCUGGAAUACUUUCAGCAGUAAUGAAUAUUUUAUGAAGCUGGUGAAAAGGUCAGCGCGCUUGAUUAGACGCGCGGUGUUCAGAGCCUCGUAACUGGAAAUCACACAGCGCGCUCCGUAUUUCCAGUCCCGGUAACUGUAGACACAGUGAGGCACCUUAAGCUCUGAGUCUUGCAUCUGAAACUCAUCGUGUGUUUCUCUGGAAAAAAAGAAGAAAAAACUCCAGUGUUGUCACCUUUGACAGUCUGAUGCAGCUGCUUGAGAAAUCUGGGGAGGUAGCCAAGGAGCCAGUUUUUCCCACUCCCACUGAAGGGAUAGAUGUGAGACAGAUGCAGGCCUCACAGACGUCAGGCUCAUCUGAAUUCAGUCAGCAGAGUCAAUCUAUCCCGAGGUGAAUGGCCACAGACACAGCUCCUUCCAAGGAUCGGAAUUAUUUCAGAAGUCUACUCCCUGUUCAUGCUUGUGGCGCCGCACAAGUGCACAUUACAGAAAUUCAUAUACAUACAAAAGAGGGGAACAGUGGCACUACUCAAAGUGUGCAUCGGAAGGAGAAUACAGAGGGUGAAGGCAGUUGACUUAAAGUAAACACAACAGAACAGUAACAGUGGAUUCUUUGCUUGGAUUAAACAGAUGAGCUGUUAUUGGCUCAUUUUCAUCUAAAUGCAGAGACGCUCUUUUCUAAUGAUUCACCUCCUGAAACCUUUCUGCGAAUGCAUUACAGAUUCGCUCACAUAUUUAGCUAAAUGCAUUUUUUAUUUGCGUAAUUAGAGGACUGACCUCGAUACAAAAGUCAACUACAUGUGAGUAAAAUAACCUGCGACUACACAGAAGUUGUAUGCAUAGGUUAUUGCUAUGUAAUCGGAGGUGUUUUCUUUAUGUAGUUGCUAAUAAUGAGAUUUAGAGCAUAAUUUUAUACUUAAAUUGGGUUUAGAAUUUUAACCAUUGGAUGAUGAUUUGAGGGGUUUUUCGGGGGGGGGGCUCUUUCAGGAAAUGAUGGAGCUGGAGUUGUUUUGCUAACUUCACCUUAUUAGUUAAUUAAAAAUUCAGCUCAUUUCUUGCGUUUUUGCCAAUAGUUUUCUAUUUCAUUAUGCUGCAGAGUUUGUGGCUGGUUGCCCACAACAGCUCACUGCUCCAUAUUUGGGUACACUCUCUGUUGGUGUCAAUUAUCCUCUUUGACAAACACUGACCUUGUUUAUGUGUCUUGGGUUAACACAGCAGCCAGUCAUAACGAGUCCAUGUGAAAGAGGUACAAAGGGAUUUUUCCUGUGUCCUCUGUGAUCUUAAAUAUCUCACUCUCUCUUUUAUAUUUUACCUGUGUGAACUAUAAAAUGUGUUUCAGUUGACUUGCAUAAUUUUCUAAUAAACAGCACUGAGUUUAAUUA
Oreochromis aureus is the source of this 4380-nucleotide messenger RNA. RefSeq names its product glutathione S-transferase, C-terminal domain containing (gene gstcd). Lineage: Eukaryota; Metazoa; Chordata; Actinopteri; Cichliformes; Cichlidae. The transcript is spliced from 12 exons. The coding region runs from base 302 to 2251 and encodes 649 amino acids. The record is from RefSeq and is a predicted model, not a curated record.